CGCUCGACAAAGGUCAGUGGUACAUGGCCAGGGUAGUUGGGCUUGGGCCUGUUGAGGACAGAAAAGGACCUCGUCUGGAAGCGUAACGGCAUUGUCCGUUGUCCGAGGGAAGAGGUUGGAACUUGGAGGGUUGGAGAUUGGAAAGUCGAGGAAAGCGUGCGUCAUGUCGCGUUUGGAGCAGGCGCAGGCGCAGGCGCAGGAGCAGCUUCCAUGGUGGACCUUUCUCAAUCAUGCCACUCCAGCAAAGCACCUUCCUUCUCCGACCGUCGUUCAGCCGCCUCUCUCGGCGCACAUAUACAGCAGCCAGCGAACAGUAUGCGCGUGAGAGCGGUGUCCCGCGCCGCAUCCAUGUCUACGGCGUCGGCAGCGUGGGCAAGCUGAUUGCCCACUCGUUGCGCGGCGACAACAACAGCCCCCCGCCAGUCACUCUACUCUUCCACCGCCCGCGACUGUUGAACGAAUGGAACAGGAGCCGCCGGUCGAUCGUCCUGGAGACGGACGGCCACCGCGUCGCCCGCGACGGCUUCGACGUCGAGCUCGCCAUUCCACCUCAACGCAGUCACGGCGCCCGCAUAAACCAAGACGCCGACGACGUCGCUUAUGACCCAUCCAAUAGCGAUCCCAUCGACAGCCUGAUUGUCACAUCAAAGGCUCCUGUCACUCUUGCUGCUCUCGACGCCGUCAAGCAUCGCCUACGACCAGAGUCGACCGUGUGUCUGCUGCAAAAUGGAAUGGGCAUCAUAGACCAACUCAACCAGGAAAUUUUCCCGGACCCGGCAACGAGGCCAAACUAUAUCCAGGGUGUUGUCACCCACGGUCUGAAUAGCCCUGACCGUGACGACCCCUUCUUCGCUGUCCAUGCCGCCCACGGCACCAUAGCUCUGGCAGCCUUGCCGAGAGGUCAACUCAAAGAUAAUCCCCCGGCCGCUGUUCCCUUUGCAUCCACCUCACGCUAUUUGCUGCGCACUCUUACCGGUCUCCCGGUCCUCGCUGCCGUCGGUCUCCCUCCUAUCGAGUUUAUGCAGCAACAACUCGAGAAACUGGCCAUCAAUGCCGUCAUCAAUCCUCUGACCGUCAUGCUGGACGCACCUAACGGAUCUAUCCUCUACAACUUUGCCGUAACACGUACCAUGCGCUUAUUGCUGGCUGAGAUCUCUCUGGUCAUUCGCUCACUUCCUGAAUUGCGCGCGCUGCCAAACAUUCAAGAUCGCUUCUCACCGGAGCGUCUAGAGACCUUGGUCGUCAGCAUUGCGGACAAGACACGUUCGAAUAUCAGCAGCAUGCUCGCGGACGUCCGUUCUGGUAGAAAGACGGAAGUCCGCUUCAUCAAUGGAUACAUUGUGCGCAGGGGUGAAGAGAUGGGCAUGCGAUGUGUUUGCAAUUACAUGAUGAUGCAGCUGGUCGAGGGUAAGGUCAACAUGAUCCAACGCGAGAUGCUUGACCAAGUUCCUGUUGAUCGUGAUGAUGCCAACGCAUACCAUAUGUAGACGAUAUAAUACCAUACUUGUGUACAUUCUAUGUAUACUACUAGAGGUCAACCUUCUGUCAACCUUGCUUGAAGCAUCCAUAUGUAUACCCUGAAUCUCACGAUUGUUACGCA
Aureobasidium pullulans EXF-150 is the source of this 1600-nucleotide messenger RNA. RefSeq names its product 6-phosphogluconate dehydrogenase C-terminal domain-like protein. Gene Ontology annotation, cellular component: cytoplasm; mitochondrion. The record is from RefSeq and is a predicted model, not a curated record. Gene Ontology annotation, biological process: pantothenate biosynthetic process. The coding region runs from base 231 to 1487 and encodes 418 amino acids. The transcript has a single exon. Gene Ontology annotation, molecular function: 2-dehydropantoate 2-reductase activity; NADP binding. Lineage: Eukaryota; Fungi; Ascomycota; Dothideomycetes; Dothideales; Saccotheciaceae.